AUCAGGAAGUUGCUUCUCAUAACAGAAGAAAAAAUUUUCUUGACCAUGGUGGACGCAAUUAUCAAGAGAUACAUUGCACUGAUAUCGACAGCCAUAUUACUAAGGCACAAGGGACUUGCACAAGCUCAAAUCUGUUCGGAAUCAAUAGCUACACCGCAUGUUGUUCAGAAAUGUCCAAUGAACAGAGAGGAAUGGGAGAGGGCAUCCCAAAAGAAAAAAUGUUCAGAAAUACAGAAGUAUGAUAACUGCAGAAAUGUGGAGUACCAUUGUUUGGUGAAUGAAUUCAGAAAUGAAACUAUUGAGGUAUGCACGGAUCCCUGGUAUCUACAAGGUUAUUGCCCAAUUUAUUUAGAAAAUGGAGGAAAAAAUGACUAUACCAAAAUGUGUAUGAACAAUGCAUAUCCUUGCAAUUGUUCCAAUCAAUAUCGUUCAACAGAAGCAUACAAAUGGCAAUGCUGUUUUAAUGUAAAGAAUGUUUCCUCAGGAAAGUGGAAUAUCACUGUCACUGAUUCAGACAAAUACAGCAACUUGAACACUUUAAUUGUGGCAGUAUGGAUGCUUCUACCAAUAAUACUAUUGUUAAUGCUUCUGUGCGCUUUUGGAUUCGUGUAUCAAAGGAGACUAGACUGUAGAGGAAAGCCUGAAGAAAAAAAUCAAGAAGAUAAUUUUGGAAAAAUAGUCAGAGAUUUAGUAAAAAGUUUGGACAACCUAAAGAAAGUAAUGGACCAAAUUAUUGGAAAUGACAUUUUUGAUUUGGAAUAUAAACUCAGAAGUACGGAGAUGAAACUCGACAACAUGUACAAAAAACUGUUCGGAAGCACUGGAAAACCAGAACCACCUUUGACCAAAGCUAGCGCACUAGAAGCAAGAGUUACAAAAACCAGUACCAUUAUUAAACAAAUGCUUCAGAAGCUAAGAGAUCUAAAUUUGGAUUUCAUUGAUGAUGACUUGAAACACCAUGUGUCAAAAAGACCCGACAGCCAUGAUAUACACAUUACAGAACCCAACGAUGUUACAGAAGGAGUUGCAGCCGAAUUUUAUAAUAAAACGACAUCCAACAAACCGUUAGAGUUUUCGACUGAAGAAAAUGGCGACUACAAAUAUGGUGAUAGCAGUUUGUGCCACAUGAUGCCCGAUGGUGAGAACAACCAAAAUAAAGAGGAAGAUUGCAUUCAGAUGUCAGUUUCUCAACAGACCAGGCUGUCCGAAAAAAUUAUGCCUGACAAUACCAGUGGUUACUUUUUAACAGAUGAAUGCGGACCGUUGUUUGAAAAGAAGACAUUACGAGAGAAGAUGGAAUAUCUUAGAGAUAAUACUGACAAACUGAUGGAAAAUUUUAAAAAAGUGAGAGACGCCUAUUACGAAAAAGAUAAACCUGGAAAUUUGCAUACCCUUGAUGACCAAUUAACAGAUACUGAAGCUGACGUUGACGUUCUGGCAGAUGUCUAUGGAUUUAAUGAGAUUCAAGGGUCACGAUCUGGAAAAUGUUUGGAGGAAAAUUUAGAGGAGAUGAAUUCAUUAUUUGAAAAGUUAUCGGAGAAGUUUGAACAAAUGGAGAGGAAAGUAGGAAAACCAUGAAAGUACAAAUGUUUCAAUUUUGUGAAAGUUUAUGCACUCUUAUCUUUUAUUGGAUGUAAAAUCUGCCAAAAAGUGUUACAUACUUGAAAGUGUAAAAUUGGUUUGAAUAAGCAACGUGCGAUGUGAUUUGUCUUCAAUGCUUCUUACUUUAUCUGGGAUAUUAAAAGUUAAUUAUGUACAUAGUUCGUAGAAAUUUUAACAAAUGUGCAUUGUGCAUUUACUUUGAAACAUUCUGCAGCAACGUUCAUCACAUUCCUCAAUUAUGAUAUAUUUGCAAUCACAAUGCAAUGCUUGAACAGAAGAUCUAGAAAUAUUGGUAAUUUUUGUAAUACAAUCUUAUGAUGAAAUUUCCAAAUUGAAUCUUUAAUGAUGAUUACGUUAUCCUGUUUUAUAUCAAUUGAAUAAAAUCAUGCGUUUUUCUAUAAGUUUUUAGCAUUUAUUAAAUAUUGUCCUCUACAUUUGACUUUCUGUUACUUACGCUCUCUUGAGCAAUGAAACACUCAUUUACUGGAUCCGCAAUACUUUAAAAAAAAUAUUCGAGAAAAGAAUUUUGCAGUACAUUGUGAAUUAUAACAUAAUUGUUCUCCGGUUUUCCAUGCAUUGAAAAUACACGUAGGUUCAUUAUAAAAAUAUCUGUGAAUUGUGAUGGAAAUAUGCAUAUCAAAUGACACGUAUAUUGUACUACAUUUGAAUGUGAAAAUCCGGUAUAUAUAUAAUUUCCUAAUUAAACAAAUGUGUGAUUGACAGCUGUAGACACUGCGGUGACCCUCCUACAAUUUAUAAAAUGCAAUAUUAUUGGUGGUUAUUAUUUCAACCUGAUUUUUUUUAAAUUGAGCAUAGCGAUUUCUUUUACAAGCGAAACGAUUGCAUUCUUGGUUAAUUUCAAAUAUAUUUCUUUACUUGCUCGAUAAGCAUAAUUUGUGUUCAAACACUUGUUUAUAGUAUGCACAUCAUGACAAUAAGAAAUGUAAAAUACAUUUAGAGAAAUUAAUGUUUUAAUUUGUUAUAAGUAUUUGAAAUCAUUUUAUAGAGAUAAAAGACAAAGCACAUUGGUAUUGCAAGAAAUUGAAUUUUUUUUAAUGCAAUGUAGGUGUUAGACAAGGAGAAAACCUUUCCCCUUUCUUAUUUUCUUUGUACAUUAAUGGCUUAGAAAACUUUCUUUUGGAAAAAAAUAUUGUUGGUUUACAAAGCAUUAGUAAUGAAAACGAGUUAUCUUUACAUUUGAAACUACUUAUUUUACUUUACGCUGACGAUACCGUCAUAAUGGCAGAAUCGACAGAAGACCUCCAAAACGCCCUCAACAAAUUUUAUAGUUAUUGUACUCAGUGGAAACUUAAAGUCAAUGUUAAUAAAACAAAAAUAAUGGUUUUCUCCAAAGGUCCAACAUCUUUUAUUUUUAUUAUAAAGGAGAAGUUAUUGAAAAUGUUAAAGAAUUCAAAUACCUGGGUAUCGUUCUGUCAAGAACUGGUUCAUUUAUUAAAGCAAAAAAGCAUUUGUGUGAACAGGCUCAAAAGACUAUGUAUGGUGUUAUAAGAAAAAUUAGAUAUUUUAAUUUACCAGUAAAUUGUCAAUUUGAUUUGUUUGAUAAGGUUGUUUUACCAGUUUUAUUGUACGGCUGCGAAAUUUGGGGCUUUGAAAAUCUAGAUAUUAUUGAACGUGUACAUCUGAAAUUUUUGAAAACAGUACUUAAUUUAAGAAGCACAACACCGAAUUUUAUGAUAUAUGGAGAAACAGGGCG
Messenger RNA from Magallana angulata, 3316 nucleotides. RefSeq lists its product as uncharacterized. The record is from RefSeq and is a predicted model, not a curated record. Bases 46 to 1578 code for a protein of 510 amino acids. The transcript has 12 exons. Lineage: Eukaryota; Metazoa; Mollusca; Bivalvia; Ostreida; Ostreidae.